CUGACACACGGUUCCCAGGGCAUGACGACUCUCAUCAGCAAGGGAAACAGCAAAGCUCUGAAGGUGAAAAGAGAGCCUGGAGAAAAUGGCACGAGUCUCACCGAUGAUGAACUGGUCACCAUGUCUGUGCGGGAGCUGAACCAACAUCUGCGCGGCCUGUCCAAAGAGGAAAUCAUCCAGCUGAAGCAGCGGCGGCGCACGCUGAAGAACAGAGGCUAUGCCGCCAGCUGCCGAGUGAAACGCGUCACCCAGAAGGAGGAACUGGAGAAGCAGAAGGCGGAGCUGCAGCAGGAGGUGGAGAAGCUGGCCUCGGAGAACGCCAGCAUGCGCAUAGAACUGGACUCCCUUCGCUCAAAGUACGAAGCUCUGCAGAACUUUGCCAGGACUGUCGCACGCAGCCCCAUAACUCCUACGAGAGGACCAAUAACGCCUGUAGUCAGGCCCUUCAUCCCCGGAAAAGUGGCCGCCACAAGCGUCAUUACCAUAGUCAAAUCCAAGGCAGAGGCGCGAUCUUAGGGGUGUGAGGAACCUGGAUCCCCUGCUCCUUCUCCUUCACCGUUUCUUCCCACAGGACAUGUUCCCAAAGAUUACCAUAACCAG
This is a messenger RNA of Nanorana parkeri, 600 nucleotides long. RefSeq names its product MAF bZIP transcription factor G (gene MAFG). Gene Ontology annotation, cellular component: nucleus. Bases 22 to 516 code for a protein of 164 amino acids. Gene Ontology annotation, biological process: regulation of epidermal cell differentiation; regulation of transcription by RNA polymerase II. Gene Ontology annotation, molecular function: DNA-binding transcription factor activity, RNA polymerase II-specific; RNA polymerase II cis-regulatory region sequence-specific DNA binding. The record is from RefSeq and is a predicted model, not a curated record. Lineage: Eukaryota; Metazoa; Chordata; Amphibia; Anura; Dicroglossidae. The transcript is spliced from 2 exons.